Molecule: messenger RNA, 1479 nt
Organism: Mycena indigotica
Lineage: Eukaryota; Fungi; Basidiomycota; Agaricomycetes; Agaricales; Mycenaceae
Product: Mannan endo-1,4-beta-mannosidase F
Exons: 16
Coding region: 1-1479 (492 amino acids)
Molecular function (GO): hydrolase activity, hydrolyzing O-glycosyl compounds
Source: RefSeq, a predicted model, not a curated record
AUGAACAACUCUGGUGGCCGGUCGUGCCUUAGGCACAAUGAUUCAUACAACGCUACUCGUAUCAGCCCUCGGAAUAUCUUCAGCGUUGGCUCAGAGCCCAGUCUGGGGGCAAUGUGGAGGGCAAAACUGGACUGGUGCUACCAGUGCGUUGUUCACUGGUUGCGUCAAGAAUUCCUCUCAGUACUUUCUCCAGCUUGCGUAGCAGGUAGCGCUUGUGUAUACCAAAACCCUUACUACUCUCAGUGUCUGCCCUCCGAUCAAGUGACGACCACCGUAAUCAGCAGCACAACGGUGCCGCCCUCUAGUUCUCGAUCAACAAGUACAACUACUUCCCGCACUUCGUCAGCCUCUGCCCCAGCGCAAACGGGCUUCGUCAAGACCUCUGGGACGCGUUUUACUUUGAAUGGCUCGAAAUUUACCGUUGUUGGCUCAAAUGCUUACUGGCCUGGCCUUCUGGGAUACAGCACGGCCGAUAUUAACAAGGCUUUCACGGAUAUUGCAAAUAGUGGUGCAACCACCGUGAGAACUUGGGGAUUCAAUGAGGCCACGUCCCCCAAUGGUGUUUAUUUCCAUCUCUGGAACGGAGCUACCGCUACAGUCAAUACUGGUGCAAAUGGUCUCCAAGUCCUCGACACUGUCAUCGCUUCGGCCAAGGCUCACGGAAUAAGACUCAUCAUUGCUCUCACGAACAAUUGGUCUGAUUUCGGUGGGAUGGAUACAUAUACUGCCCAAAUUCUCGGUUCUGGUCAACCACACGAUGCAUUCUACACGAACUCUGCGGUCAUUGUUCGUAUAUUAGUUACUCUCCUUGCGCUGCCUGAGCUUCCGCAGUCUUCUUUCAAGACCUAUGUGCAAGCUAUCGUCUCUCGCUAUGUCAACGAGCCCACAAUUAUGGCUUGGGAGCUUGCCAACGAACCAAGGUGUGGAGGCAGCAACACACAAGCUUCUUCCAGCUGCACACCCACGACGAUCACUACUUGGGCCUCUAACAUAUCUGCAUACAUCAAGUCGAUUGAUUCAAACCAUCUCGUUGCUCUUGGGGACGAAGGAUUCUUCAAUCAACCCAACAACUCUGACUGGAACUAUCGUGGAACAAUGGGAGUUGAUUUUGCCGCCAACAUGAAGAUUAGCACGCUUGAUUUCGGUACCUUUCACCUUUACCCCAUUCCAUGGGGCGAAUCCAAUUAUGGGCCAUGGGGCCAGCAAUGGAUUAUUGACCACGCAACGGUCAUGAACUCCACCAACAAACCCGUCAUCAUCGAAGAAUUUGGCGUCACGUCCAGCUCAACACGCAAUGCUACUUAUGCUUCUUGGUACUCAACGAUUCUCAGCUCUGGGCUCACAGGAGACUUGCUUUGGCAAGCUGGCUCACAGCUCACCAACAGCGCGUCGCCCGAUGAUGGUUAUGCGAUUUAUCCAACAGAUCCCGUCUAUGCAUUGUUGCAGCAACACGCCGCUCAACUCAAAGCUCGGGCCUAA